AAGCGCACCGUUGCGCACAGCCGAGUUGGACAGCAACAUCUUAAACACGCGUUAAUGAUCCGGCGGCGAAUCAAGCAGAUCAGUUUUGUUGUGGGGCGUUGUCAUAAACACUCCACAGUGGUGUGUGGUUCACAGAUCCGUCAGGCACCCACACAGCGUGUGUGAUCUCCCAGUCACUGACUCGUCGAAACUUCUGCGCUUACCAACUGUGAUCUUUUCUGCGAGCGUCACAUUGUUGCCAGCCGCCGCUACAAGUCGACAUACGGAGCUGUCACGCCGAACCGAGCCCAGCGUCGUCCACAGUAGUGCUGCUCGUUGCUAACUAGGCUGCCUCCAAGCCCACAGGUGAUUGGCCAGCUUCCGUGGGAUUUGAUGUCACCUCUAGAUUGGUUCAACUGAAGAUGGAAACACUGGAGUCUGAGCUGACCUGCCCGAUCUGCCUGGAGUUGUUUGAAGACCCCCUUCUCUUGCCCUGUGCCCACAGCCUGUGCUUUAACUGCGCCCACCGCAUCCUGGUGUCUCACUGCUCCACCAGCAAGCCCCUCGAGUCCAUAUCGGCCUUUCAGUGCCCCACUUGUCGUUACGUCAUCACGCUGAAUCACCGCGGCCUGGAGGGCCUUAAGCGCAAUGUGACGCUGCAGAACAUCAUUGACCGCUUUCAAAAGGCCUCCCUUAGCGGCCCCAAUUCCCCCACCGAGAGCCGGCGCCUGCAGCCGCAGCGGCCCUACACCGCUACCAUUAGCGGUACAAUAGCUGGAACAAUUGGCGGCGGUGGUGGUGGUGGCACUAGUGGAAGCAGCGCCCGCGGCAGCCCGGCCACUUCCAGCCACUCCCACCCGCACGCCAACCACACCAAUCACGCCAACCACACCAACGCCAACCACAGCCCGGCUGUUGUUGCUAAAAUGGAUCCGCGCAUCAGCUGCCAGUUCUGUGAGCAGGAUCCGCCGCGUGAGGCCGUCAAGACGUGCGUCACGUGCGAGGUGUCGUACUGCGACCGAUGCCUCCGCGCGACGCACCCGAACAAGAAGCCGUUCACCAGCCACCGCCUUGUGGAGCCGGUGCCGGACACUCACAUCCGCGGCCUGACCUGCCUGGAGCACGAGAACGAGAAGGUCAACAUGUACUGCCUGGUGGACGACCAGCUCAUUUGUGCCCUCUGCAAGCUGGUUGGGCGCCACCGAGAGCACCAGGUGUCCUCGCUGACUGAACGCUUUGAUAAGCUCAAGGCUUAUCAGGUGAGCCCGGGCAGAGUGUCAGAUGCGGUAAUGGAGGCUUCAAAGACAAGCGCUGCGCAAACUCUGGAGAACAACCUGACUAACCUGGUGAAGAGGAACAGCGAGUUGGAGAACCAAAUGGCAAAGCUUAUCCAGAUCUGUCAACAGGUUGAGGUGAACACAGCCAUGCAUGAAGCUAAGCUGGUGGAGGAGUGUGAUGAGCUUGUGGAGAUCAUCCGCCAGAGAAAACAGGUCAUUGCUGUGAAGAUCAAAGAAUCCAAGGUGAUGAAACUGCGUAAGUUGGCGCAGCAGAUUGCAAAUUGUCGCCAGUGUCUAGAGCGCUCCAGUGCCCUCAUCACACAAGCUGAGCAGAGCCUGAAGGAGAACGACCACGCCCGCUUCCUCCAGACCGCCCGAAAUGUAGCAGAAAGGGUUGCCAUGGCGACUGCCUCCUCCCAGGUACUUAUCCCUGACGUCAACCUGAAUGAGGCGUUUGACAACUUUGCCCUGGACUUUUCCAGAGAGAAGAAGAUUCUGGAGGGACUAGAUUACCUAACAGCUCCAAACCCUCCAUCCAUAAGAGACGAGCUGUGCACCGCCUCUCAUGACACCAUCACUGUUCACUGGACGUCAGAGGACGAGUUCAGCGUCACCUCCUACGAGCUGCAGUACACCAUCUACACCGGCCAGACGAAUUUUAUCAGUUUGUACAAUUCUGCAGACAGCUGGAUGAUCGUACCGAACAUCAAGCAGAACCACUACACGGUGCACGGCUUGCAGAGUGGCACCCGUUAUAUCUUCUUUGUCAAGGCUAUCAACCAGGCAGGAAGCCGCAACAGUGAGCCAGCCCGCCUCAAAACCAACAGUCAACCCUUCAAGUUAGAUCCAAAGACAGCCCACAAGAAGCUGCGUCUGUCCAAUGACUGUCUGACCAUGGAAAAGGACGAGAGCUCACUGAAGAAGAGCCACACCCCGGAGCGCUUCAGCGGCACAGGCUCAUAUGGCGCAGCUGGUAAUGUCUUCAUCGACAGCGGGUGCCACUACUGGGAGGUGCUGCUGGGAGCGUCCACAUGGUAUGCCAUCGGCGUGGCUUACAAAUCAGCCCCAAAAAAUGAGUGGAGCGGCAAGAACUCGUCCUCAUGGGUGUUCUCGCGCUGUAACAACAACUUUAUGGUGCGCCACGACGGCAAGGAGAUGCUGGUGGAGGCAAGUCUGCAGCUGAGGCGGCUGGGUGUCCUGCUGGACUACGACAACAAUUCGCUGUCCUUCCAUGACGCCAUGAACUCCCAGCACAUUCACACCUUUGAAGUCUCCUUCCUCCUGCCCGUUGUGCCAACUUUCAUGAUCUGGAACAAGUCGGUCAUGAUACUCUCAGGGCUGCCCGUCCCCGACUUUGUCGAUGGUGUGUCUGCAGAUCUUCAAGAGCAACAACAGCAGCAGAUGGGCCUGUGCCGACAGGAGUCACCAUACUUGACCGGGAUGAAGACCUGCCACUGAGAAAGGCCCACCACAUGGCCGAGCAGAGUCCAUUCAGGUCCGGUGACUGAGAAGUUGAUUGGGAGCUGAAAGACAUUGACAGUGUGACUGAGUUCUGCUCUAUCCUCUGCAUUAAGAGAGGACCAGUUACUUUCUUAUGGAUUUAGAAAGUGUUGGAGAUAUGCACACCAGUCCUGUUAGUUUGUAGCCAUCCAAUGCUUUGCAAAUCCAUCAGUGGGAACAAGGUCUCUUGGCUGCAAAUGUCGAUAGACCUGAAAUUCAACUGAUGCCCUGGAGUUACAGAGGGCGGGGCUGGAUGUCUGGUUUAAUGACCAUUUAAGGUCUUUCAUUUUGAUUUAUCUUCCUCCUGAAUUGACCCUAGGCAGAAGACCAAGGAGGGAAUAUUGUUGUCAGCCAUUUAGAGUCAAAAGUUACAACAUGUGAACAGUUAAAUUAUGUCUCACCUACGACAGAUUAAAAAAACACAGAGGAAGCAGAAAAAUCCAGUAGAAUCGUCUGACUACAGACAUUUAACUUUAUUUAUGUCUCAUUAAGUAAGUUAUAUGUCAAGUGAAUUUGACAUAAAGAUAGAUUGAUAAUUAGAGAGUUAGAUGAGAAGUUAGAUACCACUCACAUGUCUGUACACUAAAUGUGAAGCUAGAGCCAGCAGCUACGCUAGCUUAGCGUAGCAUGUAGACUGGACAGCCUCCAGUCUACUUCCAACACAUAACAUAAAACUACAGUGUCAUUUUUACAUUUCUCUUUUUUUAUAAAUUAAUCAAAUGAGUAUAAUGUGUGCAAUUGCGAGCUUUUGAGGGAGCUGCAUGGUGGAUCUUUUUUUUUUUUUAGCUAAUGUUAGCUAAUACCCGUUGUUUUCAGGGUUAGGCUGUUGACUCUAGCUUCAUAUUUAGCAUAAAAAUCUAACUCCCGGCAAGGAAGCUAAUAAGCAUAUGUCCCCAGAUAUAUACUUUAAAUGUGAAGGUGUCUCCUUUGAGUCCACUUGCUAAUGCCAACACAUGCUAGGCGUGUACAUUCUGUGUUGCUUCACAUCACUGUUCAUGUGUUGUAGCCUCAGUAGCUGUAAGUGGUCGUUGCUAAAGUCUUUUCCUUGAUCUUCCUCCUAGCUUUGACACAGCAGUCCUGUUUGUAUCUGCGGUUUGUCGCUUCCAAGUUUCGGGAAGUUUUAGCGUUGCUCCCAGAUGUGAAAAUAAUAUCGCAGAGGGGGUAGAUUUGCAUCAUGUGACUACUCGACUUGUAUAAUAAGAGGUUUAUUGAAUAUUAGAGGAAAAAAGUGUUAUUUAUGACAAAAAAAAGAUGGUUUACUUUUAUUAUUAAUCUCAACAUAUUCAUGAUGCACUUUUUAAUUAACACUAUUUCCCCUCUAUGAGUAUUAAAGUAGAUGGAGCUGAGUGGCAGGAAGGUUACGGGGAGGGAAAGUGACAACGAGCACUACUGCUGGUCAUGUUCAAACCUCUGAAAAAAAUAAAUUUUUCGUUUUGCUACCAAUCUGGUGUAGUAAAUCAAAAGUUAAAAAGGUUUUUCACUGUGCUUUGAACACAACCAGUUACUCUCCCUCCCUGUGACUCUUUUCAAUAGCAUAGUAACUUUAUCUUGUUUAGAAAAGGGAUAUGAUUAUGAUGUUUAUGCGUUUUUUAUCAUGAUGAAAUGAUGAUAAACUAAUAGCUGUUUUUUUUUUUAAAUCACUCUGUUGUCGACUAUUCAGGGAAGGAAGGGGUUAACACUUUAACUUGCUGUCUGUCGCAAUGUCAUGGCAUGAUUGUGUUUUCCUCUGUGAUUUGUUAACACACACACAUACGCGCACAUACACACACAAACCAACACACGUCAUGUUUCGUUUAGGUUGGCCUUGUCGUGAUAAAUGCAUGAGACAUUGUAGGAUCCCACACCGGUUCACUGGGUAAUUUAAGUAGCUCAAGUUCACUAAAUCAUGUUUUUCAUCAGAUCCUGACUCACCUGCACAUUUACUUCCAACAGACUUGAUCUCGUUCUGUCACCCAUCACUGUUCAGACAGCGUCUUAAGCUGGAUCCAUUGUUUGCUUUUUAUUUGGAUUUGAAGGCCUAGUGUGGGUGACAUGUUCUCUCUGGUUUGAUAUUCAGGUAAUGGCUUUGAUUCAGACAAUCAAAUAUGUAUUAUAGUUUAUGCAGAUUUAAGAGAUUGUGUAGCGGGAAAUGGUAAGGAGGGAUGGUGACGAAAGUGAAACUUGAGGUUGUGUUGAAAGAAAUGGAUGUUUUACAUACCAUCUUGUUAGAUUUGACACCUUAUGGCCAGCCCUGUCUCCGGAAAACAUUACGUUCUCAUACAACGAAACUAUCUAGUUCAGUGUUAUAAACCUGAACAAAACUACAGUUUAAACAUGUCGAUGAUAUUUUUAGAUAGUUGCAUUUAGUUUAGGUACCAAAAACUACUUGUUUGUGUUUGGUAAAAGAUUAUGGUUUGGGUUAAAACGUGUAUGUUUGUUACGUAAACAAGUCAACGUUGACAAUAGGUUUCACACAGGAGGCAAAGAGCGCUGUCUUGGCUCUUUUUGCCUCAAAUCCACACCUCUGACUGUUCUAUUUAAACUCUCUUGACCUAAUCAUGAUUUGAAACUAAACUUCUAGUUAGGUUAAGGCGACAAAACUAUUUGGUUAUGUUCAGGAAAUAACGUGGUGACGUCGCUACUUUGCUUGACGUCACAUAACAGUGUGACACAACUGAUGGUUAAGUUUAAUAAACAGCUGUUUUAUUUCAAAACGUAACGCAAACACUGUUCUAUGUCCUGUGCUGUUUGAUCCAUGCACCACCAACUCCCACCCACCCAAAGUGGACCUUUAUUUAGUCUUAAUGCUUCAACACCGAUUUCCUGUUGUCUACUAAUCAUAAUUAUUAUGGCCACUCAAGGGCGCCACCACACUGCAGACGUAAACAUGCUUCAUAACAGCCUGCUCACAAAAUGACCUACGUGGCUGUUUUUUUGGGUAAAGAUGGUCUGUUUUUGUGAUACGGUAAGAACAAACGUAAACUGGGGGAAAGUCUGUUUUCAUCGAAAACGGUUUGUUUCGUUGCAUGGGAACGACCAGGCUGCUCAUGGCCAUUUUCACUCACAUUACCAGGUAUGUGCUUAAUGUUUAAUGUCAUGUAACAAUUGUAUUGACAGGACAUGAUUUACUUGACCUUGGAAACACGUUGAUUUCAAUAAUUUAUAGUAACGAUGGAUAUGUAUUGAUGAGUUCAAGCAAAGGUUCGGUGAUGUAAAACUCUGGUAAAUGGAAAAAUUGUAAAAAUCUGACAUUUCACAACCUCCCAGUGGAUCUUUCAACCUGCGGUGUUCCUUUAGGGCAGCUGUGUGAUGAUGAAUCAGUCAGGACUGUUUGAUGGAAGUAUUGACUGCAUGGGCGCUACAACAGCAAAGAUCUACAUUCGUAUCCAUUAACUUCAACAGAGAUAAUCUGGUCAGCACAGGAGGAGCUCCAGUAUGAGGAGAGGGUUAUCUUCUUUUCUGUCAGGUAGAUUACUGAUUGUUACCUGACUUCCAGAUAUCCACCCAUCUUGUUGAAUAAUGUCGGUCACAGGCUCGAAACGGCCAUGUGUUGAUUUGUGAUCCAGACUGACAAGCUCAACUCAUCUGUACAAGCGUGCUUGGCUGGGUCACUGCAUGAUUAUGUGACCUUGCUGCAGGUUCAUAAAUCUUUCCUUAUCUUCAUGAUGAGGUUUCUUAUCUUGAGUCAAGCAUAUUCUCUUCUUUUUUUUCUUUUUUCCUUUUUUUUGUAAAAAAAAAAUUAAACCAUGACAAGAUCGCUUAGAAACGAAAUGUUCAUUGCCAUGCAUAUCAGAUAGUUUGCAGUGUUCUUUCUUUCUUUGUGUCACAAGUCAAUACAGUAAAAAUAUAUACGGUGAAUGAUUUACAAUAGCUAACAACUCCUUGUAGUGCAGUGUAAUACCCUAGAGACAAUGCAAUAGAUUCUCCUUUUUGCUUUCUGUUUGUGUAACUUGGGAAAUUAUUUUUUACAACUCAUGAGAUACACGCUCCUCUCCUUUUGGCAUCUGGACCUUGAUAAACAGCACAAAAAAGAGCAGCGUUGCAUUCAUGCAAGGCUUUCUGUUUCCAUAUAUGAGAGAUAAUUUUAGCCAGAGAGGAAUGUAAAUCAUAGGGGGAAAUAUAUAUUAUAUAAAGUUGUAUAAUAUACAAAAUAUAUAUGAACCAAUGUUAUUUAUGUGAAUUUAAGUCCAAUUAAAAGUCUGAUCCCAAAUA
This is a messenger RNA of Centropristis striata (black sea bass), 6947 nucleotides long. It is a transcript of the gene mid2, whose product is annotated as midline 2. Gene Ontology annotation, molecular function: zinc ion binding; protein binding. The transcript has 12 exons. The record is from RefSeq and is a predicted model, not a curated record. Bases 402 to 2714 code for a protein of 770 amino acids. NCBI's taxonomy places the organism in Eukaryota, Metazoa, Chordata, Actinopteri, Perciformes, Serranidae.